CAAAGUGAUCAAUAACUCUGCCGCCGCAGCCUAUUGGGGGGUGCGCAGACGCGCGUUAAUACGUUAUCGACCCGCGCUGCAAGCGAUUAAAGUCUUGGUUGAAUCCGCAUCGCUGCACGGGCGAUCAGCGCUGCCCAUACUCAACGCCAUCGCUGCGACAAUGAGUGUACGCGAUAGAGCAACAAUGAGCGGCGAGUUUCCCAAGAGCCCGCCGGGCCAGGCGUUGAGGGAUCGACUCGAGGCGGGUAGGCGCAUCGCGCAGUCCUGCGUCACGAACGUGUUUGGGGACAGCGCGAACAACGCGGCCAUGGCGACGUCUCUUGGGACUGUACUAGCUAUUGGAGUUUAUGAAGGUGCUUUGUUGACGAGACCCGGAGCGCUCGGCCGAGCGAGGUUCUGCUUUCGGUACGGCGCGGCCCAAGUGCUACCGUCGGUCAUAUGGCUGACGAAGCCGGCCAGGACGUGUUGCGAAGCGUGGCGCGUCGAGGCGAAACCUUUGCUCAGAGAGGUCAGUCCACGCAGAGAACUGAAGGUUUUAGGAGCCCAGACGCUGCGGAGCAUCGUGGCGGGCUUCCUAGGUAUAGCGCAAGUGAUGAGGUUAGUCGACUCGUCGGCUGCUGCGGCGUCCGACUAUGACGAGCGCGUAAGGAAUGGCCACGAGCCGUUGUUCGAGACGGGCGUGCAAGAGCGAGUUGUUAGACUCGCUGGUAGAGAAAGCGACGUCACGGAGCUUUCUGUGAGAAGAUUCGGCGCGCACAUCGUGCCCGUUUUUGAAGAUUUCUCCCUGCCUUCGGUACGCAGAACAUUAGCAGCAGCUAGAACCGCAGGAAGUGGUGUGGACACGCCCUUUGGCUGGCACGUGCCCGACGGCGCGUAUUCCAAAAUGGAGAGCUGGGGCGUGCCCCCGCCGACGGUCGAUCGCGACGGCGACGGCACGGCGGACUAUGAUUUGUCUCGGGCCGCAUUUCGCGUGAAAAGGGAGUGGCUCCUGCCGAACGGUCCUAACAGAAGAGCUCUGGUGGUGGAGGCUGAUAGCUCAGUAGGCGAGCAGGCUUUAGCUUUAGGAGCGGAAGGCGCCGACGACCUCACGCUCCAGGAGUGCUCCCAGGGCUUUCGGUUGGUCGAACGAUUGGCGACCGAACAAAAAGCUUUACAAGCGGACGACGCGGUGAUUAGAGUCAUGCUCGCCGACGCAUCUAGACAAAUCAGAUCAGGAGGCGGCGCAGCUAUGAGUUUGAGGGCGCUCGUCGAGGAGCACGACGAGGCCGACAUAAUUAUUGAUGCGAGCGCGCCGCUCAUCCACUCGAUCGUGGCGUGGGCCGAGACGACGGGAAGUGGACGCUAUUUACUCUUCAAGACCGAGAACAGCGAGUACUACGCGUCCGUGCGCAGUUCGCUGAAGGCGCGCGGCUGGCGCGUCGCCGACUUCGAGGGGGCCUCCACCAAGCAGCGGAAGUCGUUACCCGUGUUGGUGUAUGAAGAGACGACGGAGGAUUCCGUGAAUUCCAUCGAAAGUUUGCUGCGGAAGAACGAGGUCAAUUCAUCAAUGGUUUGUGCUUUGUUGGACAGCGUGUCGGGCGUCGACGAAUUGAGGCGGCUCGGGUCUCGGUUGCCUCCAGCUCGAUCGGUGUCGCACGUCUGCAGUGCCGAGAUCUACUGCGACUGCUUUACGCGCGUGCGCCACGCUAUUCGAGCGGGGACGCCUACGCAGACCAUACAAAGGGAGCUCGACGACGCGUUCGCUCCGCACUAGUAAUUUUAACAAGUU
Molecule: messenger RNA, 1768 nt
Organism: Pelagomonas calceolata
Lineage: Eukaryota; Pelagophyceae; Pelagomonadales; Pelagomonadaceae
Source: the annotation of a GenBank genome assembly